Molecule: messenger RNA, 405 nt
Organism: Hevea brasiliensis (rubber tree)
Lineage: Eukaryota; Viridiplantae; Streptophyta; Magnoliopsida; Malpighiales; Euphorbiaceae
Exons: 1
Coding region: 1-405 (134 amino acids)
Source: RefSeq, a predicted model, not a curated record
AUGGAUCCUAAGCGAAAAGAUAUAGAGUUUAUAGUGGCUGAUUAUGUAUUCCUAAAGGUCUCCCCAAUGAAAAGUGCCAUGAGGUUUGGGAAGGAAGGCAAGCUGCCAUCUAGAUACAUAGGACCUUUUGAGGUUAUUGAUAGAGUUGAAACAGUUGCUGACCAAGUGGAGUUACCACCAAGCCUUUCUCACAUCCACCCAGUGUUCCACAUUUUCAUGCUUAGGAAGUACAUAUUUGAUCCUUCCCAUGUGUUACAACCCGAUACAGUGGAGUUGAAGGAAAACCUAACCUUCGAAGAGCAGCCAAUAGUCAUAGUGGACUUUCAAAUGAGUCAGCUAUGGUCAAAACAGAUCCCUAUGGUUAAGGUUUUGUGGAUGAGCCAAUCAGUAGAAGAGUGUACCUAG